AUGGAGCACUCUGAAGGUACCUCUGUUAGCGGCUCCACCCCCAGGGCAAGCAGCCACGAAGUCCAGCGCAUCAAUGACACCCUAGAUAUUGAAAAGGGUCGUGAAUCCGAGAAUACAUACGAGGUGCAGAGCAAACAGCCUCAAGAUCCGAAUAUCGUGGACUGGGACGGUCCCGACGACCCAGAGAACCCGCUCAAUUGGUCCAAGAGCAAGAAACUGAAGGCGACGGUGUCAAUUGCGCUCAUUACGCUUCUUACCCCUCUCGGGUCGUCUAUGUUCGCACCUGGCGUGAUUGAGCUGGUUCAAGAUUUCCAUAUCACAAGUACUCUGCUGUCUUCAUUCGUUGUCUCCGUCUACCUGCUCGGAUACUCUAUCGGGCCACUCCUAAUUGCGCCUUUAUCUGAGAUCUACGGACGGCGAAUUAUCUUCAACGUGUGCAAUGUGAUAUACGUGGUUUUCACGAUACUGUGUGCCGUCGCACCAGAAAUUGGCAGCUUGAUUGUUUUCCGGUUUUUUGCGGGUUGCGCAGGAAGCUGCCCCUUGACGAUUGGCGCUGGUUCCAUCGCAGACAUGUAUGUCCGAGAAAGAAGAGGACGCGCAAUAUCGUCUUGGGCCAUGGGCCCUAUUCUCGGGCCAGUCGUUGGUCCUGUCGCGGGUGGAUACCUCUCACAGGCCAAAGGAUGGCGAUGGACCUUCUGGGUGCUGGCAAUGGCGAGUGGCGCUGUCACCAUCAGCUCGUAUUUUACAAUCAAAGAGUCAUACGCACCAACGCUUCUUGAAAAAAAGGCAAAGAAACUGCGCAAAGAGACUGGAAAUCCUAACUUACGCUCCGUCCUCGAUCGAGGAAAAACCCCACGUGAGUUGUUCAUGUUCUCAAUCGUCCGACCGGUUAAGAUGUUGGUGUUCUCGCCGAUUGUCAUCAUGCUCUCGACGUACGUGGCACUCGUCUACGGAUAUCUGUAUCUUCUCUUCACCACCAUCAGUGAAGUUUUCACCGAGCAAUACCAUUGGUCCCAAGGAUCCGUGGGUCUUGCAUAUCUCGGGAUCGGAAUUGGAUCUCUUUUCGGUCUUAGCGUGCUGAGCGCUACCUCCGAUUCAUUGCUGAAAUUCCUUACACGAAAGCACGGAGGUGAGCCAAAGCCCGAGUAUCGUCUGCCUCCCAUGAUCCCUGGGGCUCUUCUGGUCCCGAGCGGCCUGUUCAUCUAUGGAUGGACAGCCUACUACAGGACCCAUUGGAUUGUUCCCAUCAUUGGCACAUCCUUACUGGGCCUUGGCAUGUUGUUGUCGUUUAUGACCGUCAGUACUUAUCUCGUUGACGCAUACACUAUCUAUGCUGCUUCUGCUGUGGCUGCUAACACCGUCCUUCGGUCCCUCGUUGGAGCAUUGCUUCCCCUUGCCGGACCCAGGCUCGCAUUCUCACCAUUGCCUAUAAUCUUUUAUCUCUAUGGCGAGCGUAUAAGAAAAAGCAGGCUCGCCCAGGUCGAAUUCUAA
This is a messenger RNA of Penicillium chermesinum, 1491 nucleotides long. RefSeq names its product MFS transporter. Lineage: Eukaryota; Fungi; Ascomycota; Eurotiomycetes; Eurotiales; Aspergillaceae. The record is from RefSeq and is a predicted model, not a curated record. The transcript has 7 exons. Bases 1 to 1491 code for a protein of 496 amino acids. Gene Ontology annotation, molecular function: transmembrane transporter activity. Gene Ontology annotation, biological process: transmembrane transport.